Molecule: messenger RNA, 4722 nt
Organism: Paraglomus occultum
Lineage: Eukaryota; Fungi; Glomeromycota; Glomeromycetes; Paraglomerales; Paraglomeraceae
Source: the annotation of a GenBank genome assembly
AUGCUGUUGGAGAAUAGAAAUGUAACUUCAUCCAAUGUUGGUGCCGGCGCCAUUUUGAAUAUGCAUGAGAUUUGCGCAACCUUUAACUGGAAUGCGAAGAACUUGCCUUCCCCAACUACUUGGACGGUCGACCAAGUCUGUUGUUGGCUUCGAGGUCUUGGCCUAAUGCAAGUCGACGCUGUGUGCCACGCGUUUAGAGAGCAUGAGGUUGACGGGUUACUGCUCUUGGGUCACAUCAACAACGACGUAUUAACUAAAGAACUUUGCCUCACAUCGUGGGGAACCCGAACAAAAAUACUAAAGGCUAUUGAAGAUCUUAAAGCUGGUAUCGAAUCAGCUACAGCUUCACCGGUAGAGGUAAAUGGUACACCCUCUUGGCAGUUUGUCCAGGAAAACGAAAUAAGCCGCCUGGUACUCUCUGAUUCGCAGACUGAAGACGAGGCUGCGGAUGAAUUAUCGUACAGUGAUGAUUCUGAGAUAGAAAGCGAAGAUCAAUAUGUUAUAUUAAACGGCGUAGAGGCCGAAGCGGCUGGUUUUUGCGCUGUGAAAUGCGGACAAGAAAUACCGAAGGAUGUUAUUCAGAUUAUCAAGAACAAGUCUCGAAAACUUUCGUAUGGGGGCACUUACGACGAAAUGGGCGAUGAUGACAUUCUUUUGCCAUUAUACGGGGAUAGUGAAGAUGAAAACAAAAUGAUGGACUCUGAUUUGGAGAAAGAAGUUGAGAAGGAAGAGCAAACCGAGACUGAACGGGCAAAAAAGAGAUAUUUAGACUGUCAGAAGAGUAUCGAUAAAUAUAUAGAAAAUGUGCAAAAGAAAUUAAAAGUUAAACACGAGGCUCUCAAGCGGGAAAAGCCAGAGAAAUAUGAACAGAAACGGUGGAACUUGUGGCGUAAAUGGAGAAAUCGGCAAGAAGAAUUGAAGACCGAAAUGGAACAUUUAAAUCAAAAAAGAAUCCCUGAAUUAAUUGAUGAGCUUCAUAAAAAUUUUGCUAGAACUUCUAAAGACUUUCUCAGACAAUGUGGAAUCUUGGACGUAAGUUUAAAAAGAAUCUUUGAAAUUGAAUGGACACUUAAUGUGCUCUCAGGUGGACAGCCCCACAAACCAUCCAAGACCGGAGAGAAAUCUGACAUUUCUGGACAGUUUGCAACAAACGCGAUCCUGACCGAUGAAGAUGAUUUUGAGUCUCACAAAGAAGACAGCGAAAUAUCUGAAGAUUCUUUGAGUGACUUUAUUGAUGAAUCAGAUCUUUUUAUAAAUGAUGAGAGAUUAGCUGAAUUGCGGCGUGAUGCAGGAUUGCCAGUUAUCCAGAAUAAUAUAAUUGAAAACAACGCUAAUAAUGGUAACGAUGAGGAUAUUAUGAACAAUGGGGUUGUUGGAUGCAAUAACAGCAAUGACCACAACAAAAAAUCGAAAGACAAUGUAAAUAAAGACUGUGAAGCAGGUAGAGAAAAUAUUAUAAAUACCGAUUAUGGAACCAAUACAAAAAGCGAUAAUAAUCCAAAUCAUAACGAAGAUAGCGAGAUUGUUCUCGAGGAGAUUGAAGAACGAACCUCAGCACCCAUCGUUGAUAUUUCCUGCAUAACUCCUGGAGCGAUCGAUGCCGAUUGUUCGACUAUGGAUCUAGUUCUUUCAUCGCCCGUGACAGAAAAUUCUGUUGAUACAAUCUCUCCUGAAAGUGAACCAGAAGAUACAGAUACGCCAAAUGCAAUGGCUGAUGCAUCUCUUUUGGCUUUCUCUGAUAGUAAUGCCGAAAACAUUACUCCGAACAAGAAAUCAAUCUUCUAUGAAGUUUUCAGCCCUUCAACAACCCCACAUAGCUUACGUGAACAACUUGUGGAUGCAUCCACGGUUCAAGGUGAUGACGCACGACCCUCGUAUCAUCAACCGCUUUGUAAUGACAAUACCAGAUCCUCACCUGCCCAACAGCUUGUGAGAAAGUCUUCAUCACGAUCAAAAAAUAAUGUUGAGUUUGGAACAGCAUCCAAGCCUAUAGAUCUUGAUGCUGAAGUGAUCCUGAUAACUAGUGAUACUGAGGACGAGGGUUUUUCUUCAAGACAAUCCAUACGCAAACACAUCAAACGCACUUAUGACGCAACUUCAGAAACAGAAAUGUCAGAUGACGACAUAGGUAAAAUAGCUUACGUAUCCGAUCACGAUUCUGAGUUCGACAACAAUUAUCUCGAAGAUCUCGGUCCUGAGAUGCGACAUCUGAUAGACGAGGAAUUUAUUAGAUCAACUGCGGCGCCUGCGCUUUUUUAUAAAAUUAAGAAGAUUGUAGAUUCAGUAGUCUGUUAUAAUGAACCGAAUGCUACAUUAACGGAAUAUGUCAUCUUAACACAUAUAUGGAAUGACUUCAAGGAGUUUGAAUAUAAAGAAUUCGAUAACGCUGAUCAUAGCCAGGCUAUUAAUAGGAACUUAACGAAUAAUGAACCAGUCGAACUCUUUGAAGAAGGAUGUUUUGCUCAGUACUGGAAGAAUCGUAAAAAGGCCGCUCAGAAAAAUAUCCCAAACUUGCUGAGUGUUGUUGCAAGAAACGAUGACAGUCCGAUACCGAAGAAACGCCGACUUGAAUCUGAAGCCAUUGCUUCUACCCACAGCUCAUUAACAGAAGACCUUGACAUCCGUCACCCUGAAAUUCUAGCAGAGAUUGCCAAUCAAACACGGAAAGGGAAAAAUACCCUGAGAACACGAGUUCGACCUGAAUCUGUCCGGACAAUCACAAUGAGAACUCAACGACGGGCCAGAGAAGCGGCAUAUCGUUUGAGAUAUGAUCAACAGUCAGCUACUGAUAACAUGGGAAGAGCGGCAAUCAACAGAGGCCAUGAAGCGGAAGAAGAUGAUAUAUAUAUUCCGUUAGAGUUAUCCUCAGAGUUAAAACAAUAUCAGAUCGAAGGCACGCAGUUUUUGUGGAAAAAUAUCGUUAUGUUUGAAACUGGUUGUACUCUAGCUCACGCAAUGGGUCUCGGGAAAACUGUCCAAGUGAUUACAUUCUUGUAUACGCUCUGGAGAGAGAUGAAGGCGAAGAAUAAAGCGAUUCCUCAGGAUUUGAUGGAGCAUGGGUUUCGCGUUCUGAUAUUAUGUCCAAGUACAGUGAUUGACAAUUGGAUGGUGGAGUUUAACAAAUGGUUACGAAGGAUGGAAGGUGGCAGGGAGUUCUGUGCUCAUGUUGGCAAAUUUGAUACUUCUAUGAAAGAGGAUGAGCGUUUAAGAACGCUAAAUAAAUGGCAUCGACUGGAGAGGGGUGGUGUUAUCAUCACGAACUACGAGAUGAUUAGUCGUAGCUGUUUUAGAGAACAAAGGAAUAUCGAUGAAUAUCGAAAAUGCUUGAUUGACCCCGGCCCUUCCUUGAUUAUAGCCGACGAAGGACAUAAAUUUAAAAGUGAAGACACAUUAUUGAUGGAAGCCUUGCGCGACUUGAGAACGAGGAACAGAAUUUGUUUAACUGGAUCUCCUCUACAAAACUCAUUGAAGGAAUAUUAUUCAACGAUAAACUUUGUGUGUCCUAAUUACUUAGGCGAUCGUGAAGAAUUUGAGAAAUUGUAUAUCAACCCUAUAGAGUCGGGAUUAGCUCCAAAUGCACUUCCGGCUAGCCAUAAGAGCGCAACUAUUAUGCUUUAUGUCUUAAAAAAAAUCAUCAACGAUAUUGUCCUUAGGAAAGAUGAGAGCCUGCUUGCUGGUGAACUACCAGAAAAGCAAGAUUAUGUUAUAUUUUGCAGAUAUACCGAAGAUCAACGCAAACUAUACGAGUUAAGCAAAAAGACUGAGGACAUUUACACUCUUCAACAGCUUAGCAUUGCUAAUACCAAGCGAUCCAGAUCCAAAAAUGCACGAUCCAUAAUAAGUAAUACUCCUGAAGAAGAUGAUAGAUACACAUCGGUCGUCGCGGAGAAAAUUCGUGAUUAUCAGAAAACCCACAUACCUGAUAUUGAAGAUAUCAAACUGAGCAACAAAAUGCUGGUACUCAUGGAAAUUUUGAAACAAUGUAGAAUUGAGAAUGACAAGGUCCUUGUUUUCUCAAAAAGUCUGCCAACGCUGGAUUAUGUCGAGAAGCAGUUCAGAAAGUGGCAAGAAACUGACGACUCUAUAAUACAGCAUACAGAAUCUCGAACGAGGAUAAUCCGAAUAGAUGGAGAAGUUGACAAAAGCCAAAGACAUCACAUGAUAGACAGUUUCAACGAACGGCCUGAUUGGGCUGUUGCAUUAAUCUCAAUCAAGACAGCGUCUCUUGGUGUUAAUCUAUUUGGGGCCAACCGUGUAGUCUUGUUUGAUUGCGACUGGAACCCAACCCAUGCACAACAAGCUGUUGGACGCGCGUAUCGGAUCGGUCAGACGAAAAGAGUAUUCGUGUAUCGUCUGAUGGUACAUGAUUCGUUUGAAGAGCGUCUUUUCAACAAUAACGUUCAAAAAGUCGGAUUAUCGAAUCGUGUUAUUGAUAAUACUGCAACACAAGCUGAUGAGGAUGUCGGUAACUUGGCAUACUUAGCUGAACCGAAGGAUCCUGGAAUUUGUCGAAUCCCACCUGAAGCCACUUAUGACGAUAAUGUUCUCAAUGUUGUUUCUCGGAGGUUGCGUGACGGUCUUAUUACAAUUGAGAAACACGAAACUUAUUAUCGAAGCGUGGAUGAAAACCUUGAUGAGAGUGAGCAAAAAUAUGCUGAAGAUUGUGUGGAAGCCGAGAUUCAACGAUUAACGCAAUCGCGUGGAUUGCAAGUCGCGCGAUAA